Protopterus annectens (West African lungfish) is the source of this 6916-nucleotide messenger RNA. It is a transcript of the gene KIF5B, whose product is annotated as kinesin family member 5B. The transcript has 30 exons. The record is from RefSeq and is a predicted model, not a curated record. Lineage: Eukaryota; Metazoa; Chordata; Ceratodontiformes; Protopteridae. Gene Ontology annotation, biological process: microtubule-based movement. Bases 508 to 3393 code for a protein of 961 amino acids. Gene Ontology annotation, molecular function: microtubule binding; ATP binding; microtubule motor activity.
GGAGGAGCUCUGGAACCUCCUUUUUUUCCUGUAGCCCCGGAGCUGUCUAGCUGGGACUACAGGCACCAGCAGCAAGUGUCUGAAAAGAAAUAUUAAGUUGCUGGGCACAUAGUAACAUUUUUUUAUUGUUGAGACAGGGAGUUCCUCCUGCCACAUCUACCCCCAGAUCUCUGAACUGUAAGGAGUUUAGACCGCUCCUACUACCAAUAGGAAUAGCACUGCUUGGCCCGGCUUUUGCUACGCUGGCUGCUGGGAUCUGCAGAAGUGACGUCACCGGCCGUCCAUUCAAGCCAGCCUGAAGGAGCUCCAAGAUUCGCCGGGCCGGGCCGACAUGGCUGCCGUAUGAGAUAGGAAGUACUUUUGAAGUGAAGAGAAAGUGUUGCGGCUUGGGUAUAGAAGGGAUUGUUAACAAAACAUUUGCAGCACUGCAACUCAAGUGAUAGAUUUUAGAUACGCAUUACUAUAUUAUUCAUCAGUGUCUUUGGAUAUCUUUUAAAAGUAAAUAAAAUGGCGGAUCCGGCAGAGUGCAACAUAAAAGUGGUGUGCCGUUUCAGGCCUUUGAAUGAUUCCGAAGUAACAAGAGGUGAUAAGUUUAUUUCGAAGUUUCAAGGGGAGGACAGUGUGGUGAUUGGGAACAAACCUUACAUGUAUGACCGUGUGUUUCACUCAAACACAACACAGGAGCAAGUAUACAAUGCUUGUGCAAAGAAGAUAGUCAAAGAUGUGCUAGAAGGUUACAAUGGUACAAUAUUUGCAUAUGGACAGACUUCUUCUGGUAAAACCCAUACAAUGGAGGGAAAACUCCAUGAUCCAGAUGGAAUGGGCAUUAUUCCAAGAAUAGUACAAGAUAUUUUUAAUUACAUAUAUUCUAUGGACGAAAACUUAGAGUUUCACAUUAAGGUUUCGUAUUUUGAAAUAUAUUUGGACAAAAUCAGGGAUCUUCUAGAUGUUUCAAAGACUAAUUUAUCUGUUCAUGAAGAUAAAAACAGAGUUCCUUAUGUCAAGGGAUGCACUGAGCGUUUCGUCUGUAGCCCAGACGAGGUUAUGGAUACCAUUGAUGAAGGAAAGUCUAACAGACAUGUAGCUGUGACAAAUAUGAAUGAACACAGCUCUCGGAGUCACAGUAUCUUUCUCAUUAAUGUGAAGCAGGAAAAUACUCAGACAGAACAGAAACUCAGUGGGAAACUUUUCCUUGUAGACUUAGCAGGAAGUGAAAAGGUGAGCAAAACUGGAGCAGAAGGAGCUGUGCUGGAUGAAGCAAAGAACAUCAACAAGUCUUUGUCUGCACUUGGGAAUGUCAUUUCAGCACUUGCAGAAGGCAAUACUUAUGUUCCAUAUCGUGACAGUAAAAUGACUAGAAUUCUUCAAGAUUCCCUUGGUGGUAACUGCCGAACUACCAUUAUUAUAUGUUGCUCUCCGUCAUCUUAUAAUGAAGCUGAAACAAAGUCUACACUGCUGUUUGGUCAAAGAGCCAAGACCAUUAAGAAUACAGUGUGUGUGAAUAUUGAACUCACAGCGGAAGAGUGGAAGAAAAAAUAUGAAAGAGAAAAAGAACGGAGCAAGACAUUCCGAAAUACAAUACAAUGGCUGGAAAAUGAGCUCAACAGGUGGCGCAAUGGUGAAUCUGUGCCUGUGGAAGAGCGGUUUGACAAAGAUAAAGCUAAUCUUGAUGCUCUGAUAAUAGACACUACUACUAAUAACGAGAAACCAGCAACUACAGUUGGAGUUAAAUUGUCUGAUGCUGAAAAAGAGAAAUGUGAAGAAGAAAUUGCCAAAUUAUACAAACAGCUUGAUGACAAGGAUGAAGAAAUCAAUCAACAAAGUCAGUUGGUAGAAAAACUAAAACAACAAAUGUUGGACCAGGAGGAGCUUUUGGUAUCUACUAGGCGAGACCAGGAUAACUUGCAGGCUGAGUUAUCCCGUUUACAGAUGGAGAAUGAUGCCUCUAAGGAGGAGGUUAAAGAAGUCCUGCAGGCCCUGGAGGAACUUGCUGUCAAUUAUGAUCAGAAAUCGCAAGAGGUAGAAGACAAGACAAGAGACUUUGAGUCGCUCAGUGAAGAACUAAACCAAAAAUCUAGUGUUUUGGAAGAAGUGGCUUCAGAGAUAAGAAAGCUGUAUGAUAUACCCAAACAUCUUAGGCCUAAAAUUAACCACAUGGUUUCUUCACUUCUACGGAGCUUGGUGGAGUAUGGUCUUGAACUUGGCGCCUUAGACAUGCAACCUGAAGGAACUGGCCUUAUAGAUGAAGAGUUUACAGUCGCCCGUUUGUAUAUUAGCAAAAUGAAAUCAGAAGUGAAAACAAUGGCAAAGAAAUGCAAGCAGCUAGAAAGCAGUCAGGCUGAAAGUAAUAAGAAAAUGGAAGAUAAUGAAAAAGAACUGGCAGCUUGUCAACUUCGUGUUUCUCAGCAUGAAGCAAAGAUAAAGUCAUUAACAGAGUACCUGCAGAACAUUGAACAGAAGAAAAGGCAGUUAGAGGAAUCUGUGGACUCCCUCAAUGAAGAGCUAGUCAAACUCCGAGCUCAAGAAAAAGUUCAUGAAAUGGAGAAAGAGGAUUUAAAUAAGGUAGAGACAGCAAACGAAGUCAAGCAAGCUGUUGAGCAGCAAAUUCAAAGUCACAGAGAAGCCCAUCAGAAGCAGCUAAGCAGCCUAAGGGAUGAGCUGGACAAAAAGGAAAAACUCAUCACUGAUCUUAAAGAUGCGAAUCAGAAGACUAUGCUUGAACAGGAACGCUUAAUGGCUGAACAUGAAAAGUUAAAAAACGUAGAUCAGGAAAAAAGUCGUAAACUACAUGAACUAACGGUUAUGCAAGAUAGAAGAGAGCAGGCUAGGCAAGACCUGAAGGGCCUAGAAGAGACCGUGGCAAAAGAACUUCAGACUUUACAUAAUCUCAGAAAAUUGUUUGUACAGGACCUGGCUACAAGAGUUAAGAAGAGUGCAGAGAUAGAUUCGGAUGACACUGGAGGCAGUGCAGCACAGAAACAGAAAAUAUCCUUUCUUGAAAACAACCUUGAACAGCUCACAAAAGUCCACAAACAGUUGGUACGUGACAAUGCAGAUCUUCGCUGUGAGCUUCCAAAGUUGGAGAAACGACUUAGGGCUACGGCUGAGAGAGUCAAAGCUUUGGAGUCUGCACUAAAAGAAGCCAAAGAAAAUGCAUCUAGGGAUCGAAAACGAUACCAGCAGGAGGUAGACCGAAUCAAGGAAGCUGUGCGAUCAAAGAAUAUGGCCAGAAGAGGACAUUCUGCACAGAUCGCCAAGCCUAUCCGUCCAGGCCAGGUUCCAGCUGCUUCACCUACCCACCCAAGUGCAAUUCGUGGAGGUGGUGCAUUUUUCCAGAACAGUCAGACUGUUGCUAUUCGAGGUGGAGGUGCAAAACAAGAUAAAGUCUGCUGAGAACUGUGGGUAAUGCAAGGAAAGAAGACAAGAGUCCGUCAUCCAGACUAUCUGGCAUUCCACAGCAGUAAAUUCACUUGCCAGGAAUCUGCAGAAAAUCUGUAUAAAUGUGUAUGAAUUGUAUCUGUCAUGUACAGCUCUACCCACUUCAGAUUCCCUGGACUAUACAUUGCCAAGAAAGGACAAAUAAAAAGAAAAAUUAAAUGUCACCCCCAGGUGCAUUCUGGUCAUCUUGCAAAACAAGGAAGCAUUUGUGUGCAGCUCUUACUUGUAUUUUGUUGUCAUUCAUAUGUUAAGGUAGCCAGUACUGUGCCAAGUUGAGAUGUAUGUUAACAGGUUUAGAAAAAUUCAAGAUGACCUGGCCUUACCUGUGUACACUUUUUUUUUUAGGACUUGUGAAACAUUCUCUUCUAAUAUAGAUUUGUUACAGUUAUUUUACACUGGGGGGAGGAAGCACUACUAUCCCAUUAAAUAAAGAUAUACUAUUGCUUAUGAAAUUCCUCUGAAACAAGUAACUGCCAUUGGUGCUAAAGUGUAUACAGUACCAAAUUACUGAAAAUGCACCCUUAAUACUUGACUUGGCACUGGAUUUUGGAACUGCAAAAGAAACAUUCUAGCUUUAACAGGCUAUUUCUCAACUUCUGAGAGAGGCCAUUUUGUGGAUUUAAUAGUACUGUACAGUUGUUUCUAAGAAAAGAUGCAUUAAUUUUGACAUGGAACACCUUGGCUGUCCUGCUCAUGAUGCUGCACAUAGCUUUGCUUGUGCUGGAGUUAACUCUGCUUCAUUCGGAUGUGAUUAGAAUUCUGCUGGACCACUAAUGCUCAGUUUUUCCAUGUCAUGAUCAUGUUGGUUGUGUCACACUUAUCUGUUAAUUGAUGAUAUAGUGUUCACCUAGAGCGUAAACCUUUUGUAUAGCAGUAUGUAAGGUUUGUAUUCCUUAGAGCAUCAAGUCAGAUAUUCUACAUAAGUUUGCAAAGCUGAAGGUGUACAUCGACAUGUUUGUAAAACUAUUGUUGAGGGAAACAUUAAUUUAGUUGACUUAAAUGUAUACAUAUGUGUUUGCAUGUGGGGGCGUCUGCAUAUGCUGUUGGGUAUGAAUGCAAGUCUGUGUUUGUUCUGUUAUUAACAGUUUAUCUUUGUUUAGUCUGACACCUUGCAUUAGAGCUGUUGCAUAUGGCCAUCUGUCUUUGCUAUAUUCAACAUGUAUUUUAUCGGUUGGGAGAAGCGUAAUUAUCAUCACAACUUUACCUUAAUUGUACCAGUCCUAGAUCUAGCCAGUAACUUAACAGUCCUACUUUUAAACAUUUGUAAUCCACUUUCAUUACCAUAUCCUAAGAUAGACAUAUGCAGUGUGUGCUUACAUAGAAGAGCAGGUUCUUGUGUGUCUAUUUAGACAGUGCUUCAAGAAUAGUCGCAUGUCUGAGACUGUUUUUGUCACUGUGCGUCCUUGGUCCAAGUGCACAUUAUUGACAUUUUCUCUAUAUUUUGCUCAACUUUUUAAACUAGAUUAGCUUCUCUUUAAUUUUUAUUUUACAGGAUGCUGACAAAGCAGCCCGUCUGCACUUUCAGCUUCUUGCAUAAGUGGAUUCAGAAUACUUCAUUUCAUUAAUGUGGCAAUUUAGUGGUCAGGCUGAACUACAGAUUCUAACCAUAGCAUCAAGGUGUAACUGGUGUGUCCGUUCAUUGAGACACCUAGCCAAAGGCUAUGUUGGUGAAGUCACUAAACGUAUUUUAAGUUAUUGUAUAUAUCUCUCUCUAUAUAUAUAUUUUAGUAAAUUAUUGUUAAUUAUUGAACAAAUACAUUUAAAUAAACUUUGGGGAAAUUAGAAUUAUGACUUCAGAAAUAAAUGGAAUGUCCCUUCAUUAUUUGAACAGAUGUACUACAAAUAUCAGAGUAUGUCUCGUUUUAAAAGGCAAAAAGACAUAAGCAGCCAGUGAAAAUGUUAGUACUUUAGAAAUUGUGAGGAGAUAGCACAUUUGUUUGCUUUAAGACUGCAGUGCAAUAAAUUAUAGUGGGAUUACAUUUUGCAGACUUUAUUAUGAAAUCAUGUUUAUGCAUUUUAAUACUGUCCCUCAAACUGGAAAGAUUAAGUUUUAAAGUUAAAAGAGUUAUGUCAGGGGUACCUAGAACAGAAGAUAGUGGACUUUGCACUGGUAAGCAAAAACAAGUAUGAAUGAAAGGAAUAGUAUACCUUAGAAUAAAAUAAGGUUCGGGGGAGAACUGCUUUAGGAAAGAAAUAUGGUUGUAGAAUGCUGAGUAUAUUUUCAAGCUCUCUGCAAAUAUUGAAUUAGAGUAUAUAUGCCUAAAAUGAUGAUAUGUUUAUUUCCGGUCUCCUAUUUGAAAAAUUUUCUUUUUCUUCGUAUGUAACGUAUUGCCAUUUUAAUAGAUCAUUGGAAGGUGGGACCACUACUAAUAGUGUAACUGCAUUUUUUUUUUUUGAAAUUUAAACCACUGUGUACUGCUUAUUCCAUGACCCAUACUAGGCCAUUGGUCCUUAAAUGUAAGCCAAAUUAUAGCCUUGAAUGAUUUUUUUUUUUUCUUAAGGAAAGAUUUUUUUUUCAUUUUAUAUUGAAAUAUUCAGAUGGUACAAUAAAACAGCCAUUGAAUAAGGUAAUGAAUGAUUUUACCAUUUUUUAAGCACAGCUGAUUACUUUUGUGAUGGAUGGACUUUAGUUUGUGUUAAUUGAUAAACGUGUGUAUAUGAAAUGCAUUUUUAAUCAGGAGUUCAUUUACCUGGUAUGGUCUUAAAAAUCAGUUCAAGGGCUCUGUUGCUAACAUUAGUCUGUUUAGUAGCAAAAAUAUUGUAAUGCAAUUAAAACUUUUUUGUCUAUGAGGGAUUAAUCCAUUUGAAUGAAGCAGCAUUUUUGUUUUAUUCCUUCAAAUUAACUCCCCGCAAAAAUCCUUUCAUUCUUAUUGGCUGCCAAAUAUGUAUUGUUUGUCAACAUAAACUACGGCAUGUAUGUACUGUAGCUGUGAGUAGAAAUCAGUGCACCUUCUCUGUAAUCCUAUUCUGGAAAACCCAUAUUUUCUGUGUCACAAGGGGUCAUUUCAGUAGGAAGUAGUGUAAUUUACUACACAGGAUUCAGUAGCAUUCUAGCAGAAAGCCUUAUAACAAGAGGUUAAUAUACUUUUUUAUAUUAUUGGGUACUUGUAUAUUUUCAUACAGUUUUGAUUUACAUUGGGUUGCAUUGUGCAAAACUGAGAGGAACUGCUGCUGUAGCUGUGACAGAUCAUUUGGAUAGGACAAAUAAUGUACAGUAUGUAAAAAAAAAUCUUAAACUGUAAUAGAAUGGACUUUGGUAAUUGUUUGUUCCUCUGGAUCAUAUGAUAAAGAUGAAUCAGGCAGCAAAGACCUGCAAAUAAAAGCCUAAUAUUUAUUUACUGUCAUCUAAAUUAUUUGUGUAAUUUAAAAGUCAUGGAUCAUUAUACUGUGAUGAUCCCCAGCAUGCAUAACAUCAUAGUUCACUUCACUUCUGGAAUAUGAAAAUGAGUUUAAUUAAAGGCAAGCACAUUAAAUAAUA